GGGAGGGUACGCUGUGACCCCUUUGCCUGUCAUUGGCUUACGUUUUACCUUCCAACCCUCGCUAGCUGCGGACGGCAGAUCCAGGGAAUGUACUCCGUAUCACAUACAGUGCCCCUGUACCGCUGGUACCUCCAGUACCUUACGCUAGCAUUAAUGCUAGCACGUUUAGCAGGUCUCACGAACCGAUUGAAUCGAACCGCCCGGAAUUUUCUUGGAUACCUGCAUGAUGGAUGCGAGACGAGGAUGUACGACCUUCGUCUUGUGCGUCUGGUGCAUCUGGUGGCUCCGAAGCCUCGAAUUGUUCUCGGAGCGGCCUAACCUUACCAUCGCCAUCAUGGACAUUUUCUGAUCAUGGCUUUCCUUUCCCCGUAAAAUUGAUCACCGGCCUCAAUAAAACCGAUGCGUGGAAGCCCAAGGAGCUGAGAAAGUAGUGUAAUUGAACGUCUCUUUUACCCCCUAACUUUCUCGCGAGAUCUUAGGAAUCUGACCCAUAUGGCCCAUAUUAACCCAUACCAGACCCAGCGCUUGUACGGAGCUAGCCAGCAGGGGGCUUGGAUUUCCAAUAAGUAAAAGCCCAGACGCUGACAAUCACCUUGAAAUCCCGGGUACAACGACAACGUCACUUCCAGGGGUCAAAAGCCGGUAAUGUUAGGCUUUACCGGAUUGUGGCAUCGUGAGUCUCUUCUAGCAAGACGGAAUCUGAGAAUGAUCUAGGCCUUGGAAAAACGAAGAUGUCGACAACUACAUCAUAGGUCGUUUUCAAUGGACGAAGGGAUGUAAUAGGCAAUUGAAUCAAGUGCUAAAGUAGGUACAUAAAUAGACAGUGCCGUAUACAGUACCAGCUAGGCCGGAAUGGACUUUUUGUUUACCUUUCACGUUCCUGAUAUAUUAUGCAGUUAGAUUGGCGCAUGUCAGCAAUUUGAGAAAACACCGGCGACGACACCAAGAGGAGGAGCAGCAUUUUUUCUUAUUUACUGGGCGUAAGUCUCAGACACAAUCAACAAACAAGCCCACUGUUGUCGUCUAGAUUGACCCCGCGUGCCCGCGGUCCCGAAUUCGAUCUACAUCUAUUACUUUUGAGCAUUAUAGGUUUGAUAGGGUGUGAUUUGUCGGACGAACAAGAAAAUUACUUAAGUAAGAACGGCAUGCAUGGUGACAUACGCACAUGUAAAUAGAUCCUCGGGGUUAGUCAGGAUAUCGUCGCACAAAGCAGAGGAUGGCUGGCUACAUACCCGCACAC
Molecule: messenger RNA, 1240 nt
Organism: Annulohypoxylon truncatum
Lineage: Eukaryota; Fungi; Ascomycota; Sordariomycetes; Xylariales; Hypoxylaceae
Exons: 1
Coding region: 88-318 (76 amino acids)
Source: RefSeq, a predicted model, not a curated record